Molecule: messenger RNA, 2947 nt
Organism: Papilio machaon (common yellow swallowtail)
Lineage: Eukaryota; Metazoa; Arthropoda; Insecta; Lepidoptera; Papilionidae
Gene: serpin-3
Exons: 15
Coding region: 218-2908 (896 amino acids)
Molecular function (GO): serine-type endopeptidase inhibitor activity
Source: RefSeq, a predicted model, not a curated record
CCAGGUCUUUGAGAGGUGCAGUCGUUUUUAUUUAAAAAAAUGCGGAUAGAAUAAAAAAAGUGUAAAACAUUGUAUAAAUAGACGUUAGUGAUUAAAAUAAUAAACAUUCUUUAUGUAUAUUGAUUGUAUCGUUUAAAUAAAACAAUUCUUCGGUUUGUGGCACCUUGAGAGCGGGUUUUUUUUAAUCGUAGGUUUUUCCUCGUUUUGUGUUUGCAAGAUGAGUUUGACUUUUUGUUUCGUGCUUUUUUUAGCGAUAUGCACACAGCAUACAAUAUGCCAGACAUAUUUGACUUCCGAUAUUAUACAAGAGAUCUUCGGCGAUGGAACACAUACACCGUCAACCCAGGAAGGACAAGUUCCGGCGUUAUCACCGUACAACAACACUCUACAAGACACCGACUAUUCUGAUACCACCGACAACUAUAAUCCCGCACCGGCUGAUUUUGACAGAUUCGAUUGGACUCUUACAAAGCGUGUUGCCGCAUCUGCAGAUAAUAACUUCCUUCUAUCACCUCUGGGCUUGAAGCUAGCGUUGGCCAUUCUGACUGAGGCGGCUACUGGCGCGACGCAAGCGGAACUGGCAUCUGUGCUAGGCUUUGAUCUCGACAAGGCUCUAGUAAGGAAGAAAUUCGCUAGUAUAUUGGAUUCCCUGCAGACGAAAUCCUCUAAAUAUAUACUUAACAUGGGAAGCAGAAUAUACAUCGGUGAAAAUGGUGAACCGCGUCAGAGAUUCGCUGCUAUCGCAGAGAACUACUACAAGACUGAGCUGGUCAAGAUUGACUUCAGCAAACCAAUUGUGGCGGCCAGUUCUAUCAACUCCUGGGUCGCUAAUACCACACAAGGACGACUACCAAACCUAGUGAAUUCAGAUGAUGUAGCAAACAUUGCUUUGUUGGUACUUACCACGCUGUACUUCAAGGGCACAUGGGUCCAUCAGUUCACUCCUAACGAGACCACAGCUCAAAACUUCUACGUCACGGCGAAAGACACUAAACCGCUUGAGUUCAUGAACGUCAGGAACAAGUUCUAUUUUACGGAAUCGGCAAAAUUUGACGCUAAGAUUCUCAGAAUGCCGUACUUGGGUAAAAAAUUCGCAAUGUACAUCGUGGUACCUAAUACGUUAACCGGUUUGCCGCGAGUCUAUAACAGCCUAAGUGAACUGCGCGUUGAAAUGUACCGCCUGCAGCGACAUCUCGUCGACGUCUCCCUGCCGAAGUUCAAGUUUGAUUACACUUCCAUCUUAGACGGCAUUCUUAAAGAGUUGGGUAUUCGUCAAGCAUUCGAAGACACCGCGUCAUUCCCCGGCAUUGCGCACGGCCAGCUGGAGCGGAUCAAGGUUUCCAAGGUGUUGCAGUGCUCCGGAAUAGAGGUCAACGAACUGGGCAGCACGGCUUACUCCGCUACUGAAAUCACACUCGAAAAUAAAUUCGGCGAAGAGGAAUCCUUCUACGAAUUGGUUGCGAACAGACCGUUCAUGUUCUUCAUACAAGACGAAGAGACCAGGCAAUUGUUGUUCACAGGAAGAGUCUCUGACCCAAGCAACGCCGACAGCGCCUUAAGACUUGGUUCGGACACUCUCGGACACGGACACGAACUACAGAAGGCCGUAAUGGCAGGGUCAUACCAUCCUGUCAUUUUAUCGCUGAUUUGCUUUCAACAUCUAGAAUGUCUUACUGGCGGGAAACCGCAAAUAUCUCGCUUCAAUUUCUUUGACACUGAUCUUCUUCAAUACGAAGCUGAAGAUAAAAAAGGCAAUGUGGUGGUGUCACCUGCAAGUAUUAAAUCCAUUUUGGCAAUGCUAUUAGAAGGAGCGGCAGGUGAUACAGCAAUUGAAAUAAGAAAUGCUUUAAGGUUGUCUCCUGAUAAAGAUGAAUUUAGGGAACAGUUGAAUGCUUAUCUUUCAGUACUUAAGGUAAAUGAUUCUGAUGUAACUCUACUGAACUCGAAUGCUAUAUUUGUAGCACCUAAAGUAAGCGUAAGAAAGGAAUUCAUAAUAAUGCUGUAUAAUGUAUAUUUGACUGAAGUUCGUGUUGUUAAUUUCCGUGAGCCGGUGCCUACUGCAGAUUUGAUAAAUACCUGGAUCCGUAAUAACACUAAAGGACAUAUCAAUAAUUUAUUGGAGCCUGAGCACAUCGAUCCCAUGUCAGAGUUGCUGUUAGCCAAUUCGUUGUAUUUCAAGAGCAAUUGGCAGCACUCGUUCAAUCCUCAGCUGACACGGGGCGCUUGCUUCCGAAGCCGUGGCAACUGUCAAACAGUCGCUAUGAUGGAGCUCCAGGCUGGGCUCAACUACGCGUAUGUGGAUGAUUUGAGAACGCAUGCCCUCGAAUUGCCUUAUGAGAAUGGUCGUUAUUCAAUGUUCCUGCUGGUACCAUAUGAACAAGACGGCGUGACCCAGCUGCUUAGAGAUCUGCCAUAUUUCAGUCUGCCACAGAUUGCCAGCCUUAUGGAGGAGACGGACGUCCGAUUGCAAAUGCCCAAGUUCACCAUUAACUACAGCAAUGAUAUGGCUGGAGCUUUGAGAGCGAUGAAGAUCAAAUUACUGUUCACCAAUAAAGCGGAUCUCUCGGCCAUGUUCAACAGUUCGUCCCUAGUUAACAACAUAUUCCACAAAGUGCACAUAGCUGUUGACGAAACUGGUACGGUUGCGGCUGCAGCUUCCUCCGCUAUGGUGAUACCGCUCAUAGAGAACGGUGUCCAAAUCCGUGUGGACCGCCCAUUCCUCUUCUUUAUAAGGGAUAAUAAAUUAGGCUUGGUGCUGUUCGAAGGAAAAGUCGAGGAACCGACUCCUUAUGUGGAACCGAAACCUGUAACACCGAAUGUAACUGACACUUAUAUUGUUCCUGAAAAAGUGUCACCUUCAGAAAGAAAAUAUAUGCCGAAAAACUUCAUAAGACGACUGUUUGGUUGAUUCGAAGUACUUUGUACUACAAUAAUACUCAGCUGUAGU